Molecule: messenger RNA, 1542 nt
Organism: Dicrocoelium dendriticum
Lineage: Eukaryota; Metazoa; Platyhelminthes; Trematoda; Plagiorchiida; Dicrocoeliidae
Source: the annotation of a GenBank genome assembly
AUGGUCCCUGAUCUAAGCGUAAAGAAGCCUGAUGACUGGGACACCGAAAUCGACGGAGAAUGGAAGCCCCCCCAAAUAAGGAAUGAAAAAUGUUUGAGCGCUCCCGGAUGUGGCGAAUGGCAGAAACCACAGAUUAGAAAUCCCAAAUACAAAGGCAAAUGGGUCCCUCCAAUGAUUCCUAAUCCAGCCUACAAAGGUGUCUGGAAACCUGCCAAGAUUCCCAACCCGAACUAUUUCAAGGACGACAACCCUUUCAGAAGUUUGUCUCCAUUCUCAGCCGUCGGCCUCGAACUUUGGUCCAUGUCGAAGCGCAUUUCAUUUGACAACUUCCUUGUGGUCGACUCCCUUCGUGUCGCAAACGACUUUGCGGCAGAGACUUGGGUUGUGAAAUCAGAAGCGGAGCGAUUGGCCGAUCCAAAAGCGCGUAGCGUUGUAGAUGCGGUCCGCGACACAUACAGGGAGAAACCCGUUCUCGUUUUGCUUAUCGGGCUUGUGCUCACCGUCCCGUUCCUGUUUUGUCUAUGGUACGUGUGUCGACCCUCACCAAAGACACAUGUAGAUGUGCGCAAAAAGACAGAUGCACCCACCCCAGAUGAUGAACCAACUAAGUACGAUGCCACUAAAACUGCUCCCGUCGUUCAGGCUCCAGCCAAUGCAGGGGAAGCUGAUGAAGAAGCUGAAGAGGAGAUGGAGGAUGAUUUGGUCCAAGUUCCGAGCUCCGCUGGAGGCGAUGUGGGCCCCACACCCAAAGUGCCAGGCGGCAAAGCUGAUCUGGAGUCAGAUUCCAAUGAAGAUGAUGAUAUCAAAGAGGAGGCAAGAGGAAUAUUAACUUGUGUCGGUUCAAUCUUUCUAAUUUUUGGAGCAGUAGCUUGGGGCCUUUUGGACUUUAAUACUUUGGGUCUCACUUCUCUUGGGUCGUCUGGGGAGGAGCCGUCCAAAACUAUCCAGAUUCUGGGUGCUUCAAUCACCGUUAUCGGUACAGUGAUGGUAAUCUUAGGCCUCAGUCUGUGCGCAUUGACACCGAUUCUAUUGCAUCGCGUCCGCUACAAACUGCGAAAUCGUCGGUUGUUGGGGUGCCUGCGUGUCCCACUGUGUGGACCGGAUUCUAACAGUCGGUCCGAUGUCACUGGGACAGCGAUUAGUAACACAAUGCCAACACAAGUGGACAUUACAGGUGAUCACCCGUUCGUUCCAGCUCAACGUGUGAAUCCUUUUACCAUGGGAUCUGGUGCAACUGGCAAACACGCUGUGGUUGCUGGACCCCUGCAAAGUGCUAACUUCCUUCCGUUCAAAUGUCCCAACACAUUGCCAACUUUGGUCGAACUGGAGAAGCUGACAACAGGUGGAGCCCAACUGCUAACAGUACUAGGAGGACGGCAACUGCAAGACUCGAAACUGGGCAAAGAAUUCAGCUGCAGUGCUGCAGGAGGUGACAGUGCGAUUUCACAGUUAUCUAAUUCCACGGAGCAUGAUAGCCAGGAGACGCUGAAUUCAGCGAUACCUUCAACACCGGAAUUAUUGCCUUCUCUGCAUCCAGACUAA